AUCAAGUUUGAAUGGCAGUAAGAAAAUGGACACUGUUGAUCUUCGAAGUGAUACUUUAACAAAACCAACUAAGAGAAUGAGGGAAGCAAUGUUUAAUGCUGAAGUUGGUGAUGAUGUUUUUCUUGAAGAUCCAACAGUUAAAAUAUUAGAAGAAAAAGCAGCUGAAAUGGUUGGUAUGGAAGCAGCAAUAUUUGUGUCCUGUGGAUCUAUGGGAAAUUUGAUUGCUAUUAUGAAUCAUUGUGACACCCGAGGCUGUGAAGCAUACUGUGGUUCUGGUUCACAUUGUUUAUUACAUGAACAGUGUGGUGCUGCCCAACUUGGAGGAGUAAAUCUUCGACCAUUACAAAACAAUUCUGAUGGCACAUUCAAUCUGUGUGAACUUGAAUCUAAACUUCGAAAGGAUAGAGAUCACGAGCCAAUUUCAAAGUUGGUAAUAAUAGAAAAUACAACAGAUGGAAAAAUUGUCCCACAAAGUUGGAUCGAAGAAUUAGUGAUCUUUUGUAAGAAAUAUAAUUUGAAGUUGCAUAUGGAUGGAGCAAGAUUAUGGAACGCGAGCGUAGGAUCUGGAAAAUCUGCUAAGGAUAUCGUUACGGGUUGUGAUUCUGUGACUUUUUGCCUCAGCAAAGGAUUAGGUGCUCCCGUAGGUUCUGUCCUCUGUGGUAAUAAAGAAUUUGUGAUUAAAGCAAGAAGAGUAAGGAAGGUAUUAGGUGGUGGAAUGAGGCAGGUUGGUAUUCUUGCCGCAGCUGGACUCGUAGCUCUUGAAGACACGAUUCCAAUUUUGAAAUACGAUCAUAAGAGAGCCUUUCUCCUCGCUUCUUCAAUAAAUGAAAUUCAAUCGUCGGUAUUCUCUGUUGAUUUAACUGCCGUGCAAACGAAUAUGGUUUUUGUUGAAGUUAAUACCAACGUUACUACCGCAAGAAUGUUUGCUAAUCGCUUACGAGAAAUUCACAAUGACACCGAAGAAGAUACAAUUAUUGUUAAAUGUUUGGCUUUAAACGAUUCGAUCGUCAGGUUUGUACUUUACCAUGAAAUUACAGAUGCUCAAAUAGAGUUAGCAAUUCGAAAGAUUAAAUAUGUUAUUUCAAAAUUCAACUCCAAAAAUUGA
Messenger RNA from Dufourea novaeangliae, 1105 nucleotides. RefSeq names its product probable low-specificity L-threonine aldolase 2. The transcript has 5 exons. Gene Ontology annotation, cellular component: cytosol. Gene Ontology annotation, molecular function: L-allo-threonine aldolase activity. The coding region runs from base 26 to 1105 and encodes 359 amino acids. Lineage: Eukaryota; Metazoa; Arthropoda; Insecta; Hymenoptera; Halictidae. The record is from RefSeq and is a predicted model, not a curated record. Gene Ontology annotation, biological process: L-threonine catabolic process; glycine biosynthetic process.